AUGGCAGACUCAAGUCAAUCUCUAAGAGGUCUCGAACAAAAACGACUUGAACUAGAAAAGCAAAUCUCGGAUCUACGAACCUCAAUCUACCACUGGAGGCUUUGGAAUGCGGAGUACGAUGGUUUGAAAGAGGAGCUUUCAUCUUUACCUGAAAACAGCACACGUGAAGAUAUACUUGAACUAGGAAGAAAGUUUGAAGGGUCUCAAAUAACUGAGAAAGAGGUGCGAGCGUUAUUGGGAGAAGUAUCCCCUGGACCUACGAUAUCAAGGUCACCUCAACAGAUCAUCCGUGCGAUUGAUCGAAGGAUUGACUAUGUGCUGGAGAAUAUAAAGGUCCUGGAAAAGCGUACUGCUGCUUUGGAAGACGAACUGAGCACGUUUGUUGUGGAACAACCAGAUACUGGGUUAAAUGAAGAAGGCCUGCCGAUUACUGAGAUAGUUGAAGAGCUAGACGAAGAUGGCAAUGUCAUUUCGAGCUCUACAACAAUGCCUGGAAAGGAGACCAACGAACUUCUCAAUUCUUUGAAGAAAGCAGGGUUGGAUAUACCAGGUGGAAAAGCAAAAAAUGAGCAGAAAACUGAGUUUAAAGCAGCAGACGUUUCCCCCCAAUUGGCCUCUGCAAACAUCGCAACUGAAAAGGCAUCUGUGCCGGACACUGCCACAAGCAAGCCUAUCCAAGACCCUCAAUAUGAGUUUGAAACACAAGAUCGAACAAAGACCAUCAGCCAAAAAGUUGACAUUCCUGCUAAAGAGGACCAGACUAUAUUACCUUCCAAUAUUCUAGCAGCUCCCAAGGUAAUGACAUCCACGGAAUCAGUGAUACCAACAGUAAAUGAUGUGGAGAAAGGCUCAUCGGUAGUGGCUAAAGUUGAAGGGGACUCCCCGGAAGAUGCUGCGUUGCGCAGAGAGAUGCUUCAAUAUGGGCUUGAAGAGGUUGGCGCAAUUGUUGCGGAACUUGAACUUGAUGAAGAUGGCAGUGAGUUUUCGAUUGAUGAUGAAGAUUAUGAUCUAGAUGAAGAAUACAGCGAGGAUGAGGAUGAGUAUGGCCGAUCAACGAAGAGAGUCUUGGAUGAUGAUUAUAUCAAGCAAAUGCGUGAGCUCGAGAAGAAAUUGAAUGCGAAAAGCUUGCAAAAUAUUGGCCCUGACACUAGCUUACUGCCAUCAGAUGUUCGUUCUCAAGUUGAACAAGGCCUGUCUGCAAUGAAGAAAGGCCCGGCGAAGAAAAAGACGGUGGCAUUCGCGGCUGAACUUGAUAUUGCUCCUGAACCAAGCCUUCAACCUAGCCCUCCAAUUGCGAAGGCCAAAGCCAAAGGGCUCCCCCCGCCUAUCCAGGAGGCAGUAAUUGAAAGGUCAGACGCCAAGCAUAGCGCAAAGAUUCAGGAUCAAGGGUCAGCACGAAAACCGUCCCGCUUCAAACGCACCCGAAAAGCAGAAGGUUCCACCGCUCAAGAUGUGACUGCACAAUCUGCCCCAAUACCUCCAAAAAGUGGCUCCUCACUCAAUUCAAGAGCUCCAGUCAUUCCGCCGCCACUGUUCCCCGCUACUCCUUCAAUCCCAAAGCCGUUCUCACAGCCCAUACCUAAUCUGGACAAGCUUUCCUUAACAGAUAGCAACAAAGAUGGUGCAAAGAGCUCAAAACAGAAUAAUAAGCCGCUAGCCGAUGUACUAGUUGAGAGAACUGUACAUAGGGAUUCCGUUAUUCCUCCUGACCCAGACGAACUGGACGAAUCUAUUCACAGACGAGAAGUCGCAUCUGAGUUUUAUAAGCUACGGAAUCAUAAAAUUCAGCAGAGCGGAGGGUUCUUACAGGAGGAUGCGACUGAGCCUCUUGUUCCUUUGGAUACUGACGAAAACUCACAGAGUGGACAAGAAAAGCCAAAGAAAGUGAGUCGCUUUAAGGCCGCUAGAGCCAAGUAA
Messenger RNA from Microsporum canis CBS 113480, 1917 nucleotides. RefSeq lists its product as hypothetical. Lineage: Eukaryota; Fungi; Ascomycota; Eurotiomycetes; Onygenales; Arthrodermataceae. The transcript has a single exon. Gene Ontology annotation, biological process: negative regulation of phosphatase activity; negative regulation of transcription by RNA polymerase II. Gene Ontology annotation, molecular function: phosphatase inhibitor activity; chromatin binding; transcription corepressor activity. The record is from RefSeq and is a predicted model, not a curated record. The coding region runs from base 1 to 1917 and encodes 638 amino acids.